GCCUCAUCGCGAACAUAAGAUCAGAAACUACUUCUCUGUUCCUUUCCUUAUCGACAACACUCUCCUUGUCGCAAAUCGCACCAUAGGUACAUUUAGUCUACUGUCGCCCGGUUGGUGAUUUCUGUCACACAUGCACACGUCCAGUGCAGGGCAAUAAGACUCUGGGUCUUGUUCCAUUUCGACCUUCCACGACUUCGCUUUCCUCUUCUAUCUCCUUUGUUCAGCAUGGCGAGCGACUUCCACAGCCACCAACCUUCCCUCGAGCCUUUCCCUCUUUUUAUCGACUCAGCUCCGCCUAAUUCGGCCAACUACUUCUCAUCCCCCAUGGCCAUGGCCGCCAUCCAGAUCCUAUCCACAUCCAGCUCAUCUUACAGCCGAAAGCCACGCAUCUCCAUGCCUUCUAAGCUCUCGAGUUACCUGCGCUUACGAUAUUACCAAUACGAAGUCACCUUUGGGCUCUACAUGCUGACCCCGACUGAGAAACUAGUCUUCAAUGCUGUUGUCCUUGGAGUCUUUGCCGCUUUCUCUUACGCGCUCUUCUGGGGGUUCGAACCCUUCAUCGUCAACCUUCUCUGCCGAUUCAUAUACUAUCUCACGGGGUCCUUUUCCACAGCGCCGGAGCUAUGUUCGCACUGAGACACGAGGAACGGAGAGUGGCUUGGACUACACCGCAAGCGCAGAAAGAGCUGGACUAGUGGGAUGGAAACGCAGCUCGGAUAUCUCGGAAGCUCGAAACGCUCAGUUCCACACACUCGAAAGGUGCUGUAUUCGUUGAGUACCACGCGUAUCGACAGAACGGCAGAAUGAGUGUUAAAAGACUGAAGGACGGGUAUUUCGAGAGAAGGCUGCAUAUCUGUGCAGCUAGAUGUGUGAAUCCCUCAGGCCACUUUGCAUGUUGAUCAUGCCGACCGAAGAGAGUGUCCAUGCGAGACAGCGACGGAACUUUCUUGACACUCGCUUCACCGAACCCAACUCUCGCUGUAUAUCAACCUACCAACGAGCCUAUCACCUGGCUUUGACGACUUUACGAAACUGAUGCAUCACGGCACAUUUUGGGGAGGUUUAUGACCUCACGUGGCUGCAUCACAAGCGAGGAGUAAUUCGGCCUCGUAAUCUCAGCGCGAGACACAUCAGGAUACUGUUUAUGAGAUGCUGGCAAUUGUUGUUCAGCCUCCGCCCACGUAGGCCAUGACGAAAUUAUGUUUAUGAUAGCGAGCACCUUGUACAAGCAUUUGUUACUGUGACCAUCUAGUGGCUGACACGCG
Messenger RNA from Exophiala xenobiotica, 1265 nucleotides. RefSeq lists its product as uncharacterized. Bases 226 to 636 code for a protein of 136 amino acids. The transcript has a single exon. Lineage: Eukaryota; Fungi; Ascomycota; Eurotiomycetes; Chaetothyriales; Herpotrichiellaceae. The record is from RefSeq and is a predicted model, not a curated record.